GAAUUUCAUACAUAGUAGGGCGAGAUAUAGCGGGUAGUAGGUGGUUUUAUAAAAUAGUGUUAAUUUAGGUACCUAUUGGUGUUGUGAAAUGGCGCUGAAAAGUUGUAUUUUGUUGUCUAUGCUUUUGGCCUGCGUGGUCGCGCAAAAUAGAUAUCAAGUGUGUGUGUCAUCAACAAGCCAGUGCCAAGCUUUGGAGCUGGGUGAUUCUCAAGCCAUCUGUACCCCCGUUGAAUCCCGAGUGGACUGCGCGUUACAACUAGCGCGCGGCACAGCUGACGUGGGCUUCUUCAGCGAUGAGGAGCUCCUGGUCCUCGCGCAGACGCAACCCAACGACCACCGCGUCAUUGCCACCGUCAGGGACAUCACUAAACCAGGUGCGGUGUCCUUCCAGGCAGUGGCGGUGGUCCGCAACACCCACACUAAUGGACUAGAGGGACUGCGUGGCAGCAAGUACUGCCACCCUGGCUUAGGCGAGGCUGCGCUGCGCUGGUCACCGCGCGUUGAGAAGCAACUUGAAACUCAGGCCGCCAACACCGACCGCUGCCCAGAGGCAGACUACAAGUUCAAGACAGCCGAGGAGAUGGAAGUGGCGGCUCUGAGCCAAUUCUUCGGAGAAUCCUGUCGCCCUGGAGCCUGGAGCGCCAAUGCUACCGUUGAUGCCGAACUUAAGCGUCAGUUCCCAAGCCUCUGCGCGCUGUGCGGCCCGAACUCCUCGUGCGACUACACCAUCGACAUGGGCAUUAAUGUUGCUGGAAUCAACAACAACAAUGCGCACGUCAAAGCCUUGGAGUGUCUCAGAACUAGUGGUGAUGUCGCUUAUGUGGCAUGGCAGCAUGUUCGCGAGUUCUUCACUGUUCGCAACAACGACGUCAUUGGCAAUUUCUCGCUUCUCUGCCCCGACGGCACACUGUUAGCCCUCAACGCCACAAACCUUGCAGACACCAACGCGCCCUGUGCUUUCGUCUCGCAACACUGGAGCGCCAUCGUCGCUACUACUGCCCGAGCCAACGAGAUUCAGACCAACCUCCGCACCUGGUGGCCUGCCGGCACCAACCCCUCGGACAACACUUGGCGCUCCACGCUAUACUCAGUUCUCGUGCCACAGUCUUCAACUGCGCAAGUCACCAUGGAGGACACGCUGCUCUCUCCUGCUAAUUUCACUCAGACUAGCCGCCCGCUAACAAGCAUUGACAGCGCAACUUCCUGCGUGCCUCCUCGCGUGUGGUGCACCGUGUCAACACAGGAACUAGCCAAGUGCAACUGGGUGCGAGCUGCCGCUUACAGCUUGGGAAUCAAGCCAACGAUCUCAUGCGUGCAGCGUUCCGACACCUUCCAAUGUCUGCGAGAUGUGCGAGACCGCAACGUAGACUUCCUAGCCACUGCCUCCAACUACGGAUACCUCGCUAGACAACACUUCAGCCUGACACCAGUGAAGCUAGUUCAGAACCUGCACUCCGACCCCAAUUCUUUCUCUCGAGUAGUAGCUUUAGUGAGAAACAACUCGGACAUUACUCGCUUCGAGAACCUUCGCGGCAGGAAGGCCUGCUUCCCUGAAUAUGGAGGCAUCUCCUACGUGUCGUUCGUGCGUACUGCACAAGUGCUCGGCGUGCUGGACGACAAAGAAUGCGACUACGCCAAAGCUGUAGGCGAAUUCUUCGAGGGCGCCUGCGCUCCCGGUGCCCAGGACGCCUCACACGCUCUUGGACAGUCUAACUACAACGUCACAAAUCUCUGCAGUCUUUGCAAGCCUCCUGCCGCUUCCGCUAGCAACUUUACCUGUGGUUGGGACCACUCUAACAACCUGUACUUCGGCAACAACGGUUCCUUGUCUUGCUUGGCCAACAACGACGCGGAUGUGAUCUUCGUAGAUACCACCAACAUCACCGAUUACCUGGCCGCCCUGAAUCUGCAAGGCUCCCAGUUCCGCGCAAUCUGCAGUAACAACACCUUGGCCCUUCAGAACGGAGUCAAUGUGGAUGACAACUGCUUGCUGGCUUAUGUGGUGGACUCCGAGGUGUUGACUAGAAGACAAGAUGAAGCCUACAACAGCAUCAGCACUCUCCUCGAUACCCUUGAAAGGUACUUCGGCUACGCCGCCUCUUCAGGCACCCAGCACGUCAACAUGGAAAUCUUCUCCAGCUUCGACGGAACCCGCGACUUGCUUUUCAAGAAUACCGCCGUUGGCUUCUCGGAACCUACCAGAGCUACAACCAACCAGCCAGCUAAGAACUAUAUUGAGCUGUUCAGCCAUUUGCAAGCAUGUACUGGUGCUGGCAGCAACAUUCCAGUGCCCGGAUUGGCUAAUAGGAGCUUCUAUUCCAUUCUUACUCUGGUUUUAUCUGCGCUGCUUACGCGUUUCAUUGUUUAUUAAGCUGUCAGGUCCGUUAGUCUACCAGGGGUUAUUGCAACUAUUUUCGUCGGACUUUCUAAUGAGACAGCGUUUAUGUUGUUUCCAGUGAAUGGAUUAUUUCCGUUCACUGGUUGUUUCCCUGUCCCUCUUAGCAGCCGGAUGGCAGAAAGUGUCCGGCGAAAGGAUAGAUGUAGUAACUCCUUUAGCCUAUUAGCUUUUUAUGCAGAUAGCGUCAAGUAGAAUACAGUAGUCUACAGACUAUCCAGGUUUUUGGUCAUAUCUCAAUUGCAAUAUUUACGCUUGCAGAAACCAAUUGCCAGAUCAUAUUUUCUAUACUAUGCCAGAAAUCGAAGAUUUCUUGUUUGUAUAAAACAUUUACUGGCAUGCGCUGGGAUAUUAUGGAUGUAACCAAACGUAAUCCACUUGACGUUACCGGGUCAAGGGAAGUGGUACUAAGAUACACCAAGCUACGUUUUAUGAGCUUUUUCUUGAGUAAGGAUCACCGAAUGAUCACAUUAGAUACAGGUGUGCGACUGAAUAUAUUUGAGUUUCGAUUCAAAGAAGUGUACUUUAGAUUCUUUUAGAGGUCUAUUUAUGUAGUCUGGUUUGUUUUGGUUAAAAAUUAGGUAGGUAUAACGAUUUAUUUUCAUUUUAGAGAGUUUUAAUGUAAUCAAGCAGCAGGUAGACUAUAGAAUGCGGCUAAUUUGUUUUUUUUUUACCUAUUUUUAUGUGCUUUUACAGAUAGAACAAAGUAUUUUGUUAUAUAGAGAAUUUUACACAUCUACAAGGAAGAUAUAUAUCAAACAUGUCUAAUGUUACUUUAAUAAGUUUUAAAAAAUGGGGUUAAAACUGUUACUGUCUCGAGACGUUUAUAUUUACAAAUUUAUAAAUGGCUUACAUAGCAUUUUAAUUUUUUUUUUAAUUCUGAAUUCACGAUUUUUAUCCAUACUGAGUUAGUUAUCACCUUGUAAUACUAUUUAUUUACUUGGUGUAAGUACCUAUUUAUUGUAGUAAUUUUGGUGGUAAAGUAUGAUCGUAGAACUUGUAAAAGGCAUUAUGUUCAUAUUAUAAGGUCUUGUUUAUACUUAUUUUACGAUCAAAACUGCCAUUCGCUAGUGAUUUAUUUAAAGUAACUGUUAAGUGUAAGUACACUUUUCAUAACCUCAAUAUCUAUGCAAAAAAGAAAAAUACCCAAUUAUUAUUACAUAUUCUGUCACAGUAAGUUGAUAAAUAAAACAAAUAAGGAUGGGUUCCCACGGGAAAUAAUAGGUAGGUACUUUAUUUUUUGUAGGUGCAAAUACUAGAUGGCGUUGACAUCAUGAUCAUGGUGUAAGAUUGUAAAAUCAAGAACAUUUUUACGUGAAUACCUAUGUACUUAAUUAGGAAAGUGUGAUUGAAUUUUUAUCUUUGUGAACAAAGUAUUUUUUGUAGAAA
Molecule: messenger RNA, 3784 nt
Organism: Cydia pomonella (codling moth)
Lineage: Eukaryota; Metazoa; Arthropoda; Insecta; Lepidoptera; Tortricidae
Product: transferrin-like
Exons: 16
Coding region: 89-2371 (760 amino acids)
Biological process (GO): iron ion transport
Cellular component (GO): early endosome; recycling endosome; plasma membrane
Source: RefSeq, a predicted model, not a curated record